AUCUUUUGGUUUAAUCCAUCUUCUAUUGCACUUUAACAUAUAAUCCAAGUUAGCCACACUAAUAUUAUAAAAUGUCUUUACAUUCAUAAAAUGAGACACCCAUUUGAGUAUUAUAUCACCCUCAUAACAUCCAUCAAAAAGUGGUGUGUUAGCAACUUGCAAAAGAUCAAAAAAUUCCUUUGCAUCUCCAAUUGCCUCCUCAAAAAUUAGCUCUUCAUUGGCUUGUUCAUUCAUAUUAUAUUCUAUACCACGUGAAUUCAUUGCAUUUAUAACCAUCACUCUAAUUAGAUCAUUACCUGGUUCUUCCAUCACAAAGGGAGCUGCAUUAGAGGAUUCCCCCCAUUGAUGACUUUGUCGCUUUCGCAUUGGUUGCUUUCCGUAUGCAAGCUAGACUAUAUACCCAUUCAUAAAACCUUUUUUUGUCAAAUGACAUAGCAUAAUAACAUGACGAUGUCAUUUUUGGUUCAUACAUUUAGUGAACAGACACCUAAUUUGAUUUCUACUACAAAAUUCUAGAUUGAACUGAGAAAAUGCAUAAUCCAGAAAAGACUCCACACCAUUUUUUAAUUCAUCGAUAAAACAGCCAUUAUCAUCUAAACGAUGAUACAUCCAACCUUGAUCUCACAUCAUGGGUUGUGGCUAUUGCCACACCUAAACUUGUUAAUGCCAUAGCUUAUUUUACCCUCUAUAAUUUGUCACAUAGACUAUUUUACCCUCUAUAAUUUAUGCCACCUAAAAAUAAUAAAAUCGUUGUUUCAUUUAGAAAUCUCUAAAAAAAAAAAAAAAACUAAAGUUGAAUGGAGUCCACGUCAUGGUGCGUCUCCCUCUUGUUUCUUGGGCCAUGUUGUUUCUUCCUCUCUUAAUCUCCAUUUGUUUCACUCUUUGCCUCUAUUGUAAAUAUCCUUUUGCCCGGUUGCCCUUUUCCUUUCUUUAUGGCCAAUUGCUUUUAUUUUGACCUGGAAUUUGGCCUUUUUUUUUUUUUUUUGGUGCUGUUGGUCUCUAAUUUAGUUAUAUUUCCUCUCAAUUUUAGCACUGUCUUCCUAGAUCUAGUUUUUCUACUCAUCAUUUGCUUCUAUUUCAUCAAGUUUCACCAUAUUCAUCAUCUUUUUCAUCAAAACCUAGCCUCAUCGCGUCUCACCACUUCAAUUUGCUAAUUUUGUGUUUUGAAGCACUGGAUGAUGAAGGAAAAGAAAAAGAAAAACUAUUU
This is a messenger RNA of Rubroshorea leprosula, 1207 nucleotides long. The record is from the annotation of a GenBank genome assembly. NCBI's taxonomy places the organism in Eukaryota, Viridiplantae, Streptophyta, Magnoliopsida, Malvales, Dipterocarpaceae.